Messenger RNA from Linderina pennispora, 1036 nucleotides. RefSeq lists its product as uncharacterized. NCBI's taxonomy places the organism in Eukaryota, Fungi, Kickxellomycota, Kickxellomycetes, Kickxellales, Kickxellaceae. The record is from RefSeq and is a predicted model, not a curated record. The transcript has a single exon. Gene Ontology annotation, molecular function: tRNA binding; ribonuclease P activity. Gene Ontology annotation, biological process: tRNA processing. The coding region runs from base 133 to 897 and encodes 254 amino acids.
GGGAUUUUUUUUCCAAUCACGCCCGCUGGUCCCGUAACAGUCUCCGAAUCCAGGCAGAUUUCUGCGAAGCACAGUCGGCGGAUACCCGAUGACCUCAUCAAUCCUGUCUCUUCUCCCUUUCCCAUUUCUUCAAUGAUUCUCCGGCGAAUGCUCCAGCAGCCCGCACGGCUCCUUUCCCGUGCCCUCAGCACCAGCCCCGCCUUGUCUCGCAUCUCGGACAGGUUUAAAAUGCAAUUUGCCCUGCCCGGCCGCACCACCGGCGUGCUCUCCUCCGGCGUCGUCCCCUACGCAAACGACCCGAUGAUUCCGGCAUCCAAGUACUUCAAGCCCAAGGGCCUGGACCGCGAGGCAAUGUUCCCGUUCAUGCUGACCAACCACCAAUAUGUAACCAAGCAGAGCGCCUGCGGCUUCACGCUCUACGCCAGCCCCUGGAACGCCGACGAGCACCCGCGCGACCACAACGGGCUGCGGUUCCGCGACUACCGCGUGGCCUGCAUGGUGACCAAAAAGAACUUCAAGAAGGUGUAUCCGCGCUGGCGCAUUGCGCGGCUGCUGCGGACGGCGGCGAUGAUGGUGCUGCCGGACAAGGGCAUGAAGAGAUGCGAUUAUUUGUUUUUCGCGCACGCGGAUCUGGCGCGGAUGGACAGGGACCAGCUGUUCCUGGAGGUCGACCGGGCCAUGGUGGCGGUGGAGAAGAAGAUCCUAAGGCAGUGGCAGGACUCGGGACGCAGACGCAGGCCGGUGCUCUACCCGGGCGUCGAGCGGAUCAGCCGCCCAAAGGACAAGCAGCACGGCGACAGGAAGCCAAAGAAGGAGAAGAUCCUGAAGGUUGUGGAUGCGGACGAGGACAAGCGGAUCGAAAGCGUUGCGGAUAUUGUCGAGGAAUGGCGUGCAUGAUGCGGGGACAGAUUGGUGUCACCCCGCCCCAUUGCGUAACUGUGUUAGAAAUGUGUUUGUUGGCCUUUGACCGGCCCAGCACGCAAACAAACACAUCUACCGACCAUUUUGUCUGCCCUAUGCAUAUGCCCGGUAUGGU